Messenger RNA from Pecten maximus, 1160 nucleotides. RefSeq lists its product as uncharacterized. NCBI's taxonomy places the organism in Eukaryota, Metazoa, Mollusca, Bivalvia, Pectinida, Pectinidae. The record is from RefSeq and is a predicted model, not a curated record. Bases 179 to 1099 code for a protein of 306 amino acids. The transcript has 7 exons.
CCAUGAGAAAUGGAUAUAAAACGUUAUAUUUUCUAUGAGUAUGUUACAAAACUAACACUUUCUCUUAAUUACAAAAAUUAAAAGUCACUGCAACCAUUUACGAUAUAUAUCUAAAAAAUAUAAAAGGUAAACAUUUCGGUCUCGAACUAAUUCAUAAAUUACCGCUCGUAGCCUGAAAAUGCGCAUGCGCGUAAACCGAGAAAAAAGCAAAAUGGCGGACGCAAACCAGAAAAAACGACGAGGUCCUAAAAGUUACUUGACGGAAAGUGCAAGAAAACGAAGGAAAAAAGAAUCAGAACAGAGAAGAGGAGAGGCGAGAAUCUACAUCAGCAAAGAGAUAGAUAGAUGGCGUAAGGUAAAGGAAGAUCUCGCACUGGAGACUGAUUCUAAAUUAGCGAAGCUGCUUCUUGACAGUUAUGAAUUUAAGAAAAUAUCAGAUAAAUCCACCACUUCAACCGGCCACAUCCAUAUGUAUUCCACACCUGCAAGAAGAUAUAUACCUCCACGAGAGUGUUCAGAAAGUGAAGUCACUAUAAGUGGUCGAGAAAUGUCAGGAGUGUUUGUGCAAGAAUGUUGGAAAGACAUGUCAUUGCCUGGACCAUCCACAAGUGAUUUUCAGAAUCAACAUAUUCAGAAGGCUGAUAUCACUACCAAAGAGGCGAGCAGCUUCAUAAAUCCUUUUGACUUAACAAUAGAUGUCACUGAAAAUGUCGACGAGGAUGACCAAACCACUGAUGAUGAGGAUUAUGAACCAAGUUUCGACAUCACUCUCAGAAGUACAGCAGAACUUGAAAACUAUCACCAGUUGAUAUUAAUGUAUGCAGCCAAAAGGUUUGCUUACACUCCGCCUGUUUACAAGGCACGCACCAUUUUGGCAGCUCUUGACUACAACUUCCACAUCGAUAGAGAAACAAAGACAAAUGCAGAUGGCUCAGUAAGGUACCACAGAACUUACAACAAGAAAAGUGGAAGGUGGUCCGCUGUGCCCUACAAAGUGAAAAAGAAAUACAGCUACAUCAGUGACCUGAUUUCUGCUGUAGUUGAAAAGAGGCUACUUGAUAGAGAAGGAAUGCAUAAAAGCAAGACGUUAUCGCCCUAAGAUCCCAGACACAUUUCCAGCGGUUUAGCCCUCCUUACUCCACCUUCUACUGCCACAUUAG